Messenger RNA from Rotaria sp. Silwood1, 1131 nucleotides. The record is from the annotation of a GenBank genome assembly. Lineage: Eukaryota; Metazoa; Rotifera; Eurotatoria; Philodinida; Philodinidae.
AUGUUUACUUUAGCUGAUUCUAAAGUCGCUGAAGCAACAACAGCUUCGUCGAUAGGGACAAGCAAGAAAUUGACGUCCAAAAAUCGUCCAUUAAAAACAACUUCAAUGACAUUAAUUGAUGAAUUAAAAAAUUCGAUAAAUCCAUCAUCUACUUCUAAACAAACUGUUCUUUCACCUCCUAGUCGUUCAUUAUCUCGUUCUCGGUCUCGCUCACGGUCACGAUCACGUUCUCGUUCACGCUCUCGAUCUCGAUCCCGUUCACGUUCACAUUCUCGCUCUCGUUCUCGAUCAUCAUCGUCAUCAUCAUCAUCUUCAUCACGUAAACGACGUAGUCGAAGUCGACAUCGAUCAUCUAAACGACGUUCAAACAAACAUCAUUCACGACGUCGUUCAAAUAGUUACGAUGAUGAUAAUGAAUAUGGUGAAAAUAAUAAUAAUAACAAUAAUACUCAUAAUAAUAAUAAUAAUAAUUAUCCACCAGCUCCAAUGCAUUAUCAAUCACAUCAUCAUUAUCCUCAUUCUCAUCAUCAACCACAUUGGCAACAAACAAGACAAUCUGGUGGUUUAUUACCAGGGCCACCACCGCCACCACAACCUUAUGGACAUCAACAAACUGUACCACCUCUCUUACCAAGUCAUCCAUAUUAUCCGCCAUCAAAUCGAUCUAUGAUGCAUCCAGUUGAACCAACAAGUGGUGCUGGUAGAUUCAAUUUUUUACAAAAUCAUCAUCAACGUCAUCAUGCACCACUUAUGCAACCGCCUUAUUAUUCACAACCACCACCACCACCACCACCUCAACCUCAACCUCUAAUGCAAUCUGGAUCACGUAGUCAUCAUCAUCCACUAAAUCGAUACCCACCACCUACUCGACCACCAUUCGAAUUACCACCACAUCCUAUAGCAAUGGGAAAUGUUGGACCACAUUUACCAAAUUCGAAUUAUAAUCAAUAUAAGUAUGAAUCUGAAGAACGUCUUGCUAUGAGAAGAACAAAACGUGAUACAACAAUGACAGGAGCAAAUGCGAAUAAUAAUCGACGGGGUGGAUCUCAACAAACAGAAACAAAUGGAAAAAAGAAAAUAAAUAAUCCAUUAAAGUCAAAUAUAAAAUCUUCUGGUAAUUUUCUAACAUAA